Messenger RNA from Cladophialophora yegresii CBS 114405, 756 nucleotides. RefSeq lists its product as uncharacterized. The record is from RefSeq and is a predicted model, not a curated record. Lineage: Eukaryota; Fungi; Ascomycota; Eurotiomycetes; Chaetothyriales; Herpotrichiellaceae. The transcript has 2 exons. Bases 1 to 756 code for a protein of 251 amino acids.
AUGUCGCAAUGUCCGCCCUGCAAUUGCAACUGCAACCCACAGCUCGACUGCAGUGACUCGGCCUACUCCACGGCCGGCAACACCAUGGGGAUCCUGACCUUCGUGUACGCCGUGCUGGCCACGGCGUGGAUCUACGUCUCACGCAUCCGAUCAGCGGACGCGGAGCAGCGCAAACUCAUGGACACGGCCUACGCCAACUACGUGCGCUGGAAGCUGAUGAUCAACGAGUACGAGGAUGUGCUCAAGUCCGGCGGCGAGAUUACCGGAGACUUCAAGAUCCUGCUACAGCACCGCCUGGACACGGGCGGCGAGGCCAUGAGGCGCCUGGACUUGGCCCUCGACUACGACCCCACCAGCGGCGUCGCGACGCGCACGAGGCAGAAAGGCAAGUUCGUGCUGGCGCAGCGCGAGUUGCACGAGUUGCUCGUGGCGGCCAGCCACGCCACUGACGAUGUUGGUGUGUUGUUGGAUGGCAUCACUCAGGAGCAGAUGCAUCGCGAAUUGAAACUCCAGCACGCACUUCUGCAGCAGGUCGCGCACAGGGUCGGCGUGGCGGACGGAGCCACUGCCGGUGUGAGGCGACUUGUCGACGAAGCUCCCGAGGGAGUCCCUGUCGCGGCACUGAUACGGACAGUGCCGCUUUCCAAGAACAGUACAGACGCAGAGCGUAUCAACGACGACGCAGAGGCAGAGCGACGGUCGGGUUCGACGGGCGCGGUGGAGAAACAUGAGCUCCCUCAGAAGUACGAUGUCUAG